AAGUGUGGUGCAUCGAGAUAGCUAGAACGGGAACUAAACUCUGUUGAGACAGUACAGUGGUGAUUUGUCCAACGGAAUCUCGCUUUGUGGACAGUAUUUUAUAGGACAAUGGAUCGUAACUUAAGGCACAUACCACCAGCAUUGUUGUUGAGAAAGUGUAUCGCUCAGGGCAACCGUUCAGUGGAAAGAUUUAGCAUUUAUCACUGAGCCGGUUGAAAGUGUUUUACAAACAAUCAGUGAGUACAUUUACUCGUGAAAUAUGUUAUCUCCAGUGUUUUGAUAAAACUGCCUUUUCACUGGAGGAUACCAAAGGGAGGUAACCGGUAUGGGGUUAUAUCCAAUGGAGGCUCGCUUUGUUAUCAACGGUUUAUAUUCAGGAGUGCUUUGGAGCAAGUCGUGGAUUCACAGCCUCGCGUGAGAGAGGAUGACUUGUGGAAUUACUUUUGCAGUUUUCGAAAUAAUGCGAGAGAUUCACAUAAGACUUCAAACCGGGCCGGCGUUAUCUGACUACCACGAUGGAGUUUGUCAAUAUGUCGCAUGUUAACGACACAAUGAGGGAUGUGGAUGCUUUGUGCAAAGACCCAGCCGGUGGAAACACAACAUGCAACAAACAGUCUCUGGGCAUCAAUUUGUCAACACCCAUUCUCAUGCUGUCAACGGGCGUCCUUGGAAACGUCCUUGCCCUUGUUGUUUUGUACACGUCCAAAAAGGAGGUCAGAAAGACGGUGUUCUUCACGAUGCUGGCUGGGUUGGCGUGGACUGACGUCAUUGGCCAGAUGUGUGCAGGACCAAUCGCAAUUAUCACAUACGCUAACAAUCUCCAAUGGCAAGGUGGAGACCCCGUGUGCAAAUACCAUGGUUUCACGAUGGUGUGUUUUGGAAUUCUUACCCCACUGUUGGUUUUGAUAAUGUCCAUGGAACGUGUUCUAGCUUUGAGGUUCUCCUACUUCUACGCACGAGUCGUAACAGUCAGAAAAGCCAAGUUUAUGAUCGUCGGCUGCUGGAUAUUUACCCUGUCCUUCUGUACUCUUCCUUUCAUGGGUCUGGGGACAUAUGCACUCCAGUUUCCCAAGUCAUGGUGCUUCUUGAAUUUUCACCGACAGAGCAACACUGACGCGGCGUUUGCCUAUUUAUUCUCCAUCAUGAACAUCCUUGUCAUCUCCCUCAUCUUUGUGGCCAACUGUAUCGUUGUCGUGACGUUGCUGCAGAUGCGGCGGACACGGAGGAUCAACAAUUCCCCAUCCAUUGACCGGAGGUUGCGCGUUAGCGGACAUCGUCACAGGAACAUACUCGAGAUGGAAAUGGAAACACAGAUGGUGUGGUUUCUUGGCGCAAUCACCAUUGUUUUCUGUACCUGCUAUGUGCCCCUCAACGUUCAUAUCCUUACAAAUCAGAUCACUGGACAAAUAGAUGUCAAAAAGGACUUGAUAAGUAUUCGUCUGGCAAGUAUCAACCAAAUUCUCGAUCCGUGGCUUUACAUUCUGUUGAGAAAAGCAAUGUUUUUCAAAUUCCUCAAAAGGGUCAAGCAAUUUGUGGCACAACGGAAACGACCAAGUUCAUCACGAAGGCAUUUUGCAGCACACAUUGAAGGAUCUCAGAACGGUUCAUUUGCUGCUUACCAGCUACAUUCUGUGUCGGGAGGGCAUCAUAACAGUCAUCAUUCUCUGAACGAGUGUGUUAUUCCCGAAAAAAUAAACACCGGAAGUGCUAUAGAGGCCACAACGAGGCCGGAGUUAAGGGACACAACUCUUAACGGAAGUAGUGACAGUGAAUCGGAUGUGUUUGUUGAGCCUCAAAAAAGGACUAAGGCGAGUUUUAUCAGUAUUGACGAGUAUAUUGCGGUACACAAGUUGAAGAGGAGGGAAUCCACUGGUGGUGGGGACAUUAAUGGGAACAAAAAGUUAAAGAGAUUAUACAGCUUACCCGUAUAUCUGAAAGGAACUGAAAACGAUUGUAUUGACACAUAGCUGUCAUGAAUAACAUUCAUCAUGUAACAUUGAUAUGUCCAUCCAAAGAAGACGACCCAUGGUCAGAUAUUCAAGAUUCUAUAAGUAUAAAGCGUCAACUUCAGACAAUGACCAGUCUCGAUUAUCCGACGAAAGAUAUUCCAUUGGGCGUAUAAGGCAACAUUGCCGUGACAAUUAUAUGAAUGGAUCACUGAAAAUCAGUGAUGACACAAGGUGUUCGACGAAAGGGUAAGCAUGUCAUGCCCUAUCCGUAGCAGCCGCCACUCUCAAAAUGUGCAUAAAAAUAUGUUUGUUGCCUGACUGCACAGCAGCUUUCCUGCCAUGCGACGGCGACGGCAUGAAAAACAGACCAGACAAUCAAGUGAUGGACCAGCAAUCAAGUCACGCGACAGCAAGCAUAUCUACAUACCAAUUGAUAUGAAGAUCGGUUAGAUUCCACAUGGUGGUGAAGACCGUUUCUGAUGUCCCUUACCGUGAUGUUGCUGGAAUAUUGCUAAACACGGCGUCAACCCUAACCCACAAACGCAGGAUCCUUCAUUAUAAACUGUCGGGCAAAAGAAAGCACCAAACCAUUUUUUAUUGUGGCUAAAACAAACAUGAAAUGGUAAUUCGAUAGUUAUGCACUUGGUACGGAUAUGAUACUUGAUUUUUGGUCCAUAAGUGUUCCGUGUUUCAAGUACUAAUUACAGGGGGCACGGGUGGCCCAGUCGUCUAAGGCGCCGCGAUUCGCUGUGCAGAGUUGCGUCCCUUGGGCACGCCUGAAAC
Molecule: messenger RNA, 2732 nt
Organism: Haliotis rufescens (red abalone)
Lineage: Eukaryota; Metazoa; Mollusca; Gastropoda; Lepetellida; Haliotidae
Product: prostaglandin E2 receptor EP3 subtype-like
Exons: 3
Coding region: 516-1967 (483 amino acids)
Biological process (GO): inflammatory response; adenylate cyclase-activating G protein-coupled receptor signaling pathway; positive regulation of cytosolic calcium ion concentration
Cellular component (GO): plasma membrane
Molecular function (GO): prostaglandin E receptor activity
Source: RefSeq, a predicted model, not a curated record